Molecule: messenger RNA, 1386 nt
Organism: Protopterus annectens (West African lungfish)
Lineage: Eukaryota; Metazoa; Chordata; Ceratodontiformes; Protopteridae
Product: histamine H3 receptor-like
Exons: 3
Coding region: 1-1386 (461 amino acids)
Biological process (GO): adenylate cyclase-activating adrenergic receptor signaling pathway
Cellular component (GO): membrane
Molecular function (GO): G protein-coupled receptor activity
Source: RefSeq, a predicted model, not a curated record
AUGGCUGAGGAUUUUUUGAUAUUUGACCUAAAUAAUUCAUCUGCCUACAUACAAAAUGUGUCAAGCUUUUACAAUGGAGAUGCCUUAUCUUUGCAAAGUACUACUCCCUAUUUCCCUAAUGGAGACACCUUAUCUUUGCAGAGUACUACUCCAUAUUUCCCUAAUGGAGAUGCCUUAUCUUUGCAGAGUACUACUCCAUAUUUCUCUAGAAGCAUUCAGAUAAUACUAGCUUUAUGUAUUUCACUCAUGAUUUCUAUUACUGUGAUCGGAAAUGGACUAGUUAUUUUGGCAUUUUUCAUGGAAAAGAAAAUUAGAACACCAAGAAAUUAUUUCCUGCUUAAUCUGGCUAUCUGUGACUUCUUUAUAGGUGCAUUUUCUAUCCCUUUGUACACUCCUUAUGUACUCUCUGGAAUAUGGACACUUGGAAAAGAUCUUUGUAAAGUAUGGCUAAUAACAGAUACUCUUCUAUGCUUUGCUUCAGAAUUUAGUAUAGUCCUGAUCAGCUAUGACCGUUUUCUCAGUAUCAUUAAAGCACUUGAAUACCAGCUACAGCAACAAGGAGUUAGACAUGUGCUUGUUAAGAUGGCGGCUGUGUGGGUGGUAUCAUUUCUCAUUAACUGUCCAGUCAUUACAUUUGGGGAGUACAUACUUGGUGCUGAUUUUAUUCCACAGGACCAGUGUUAUAUUUCUACACUCAUAUGGAGUUUAGAAAUUACAAUGCAAGUUUUUACAUUUAUUGUACCAUUUGCUUGUACUGCUUAUUUCAGUAUUAAAAUCUACUGGAAUCUAAGAACGCGAAGUAGACAAAAACAUAAGAAAAUAAAAAGACCAUGUGAUUUAGAGUCCAGCAAGGAAAAAACAUUCUCAGAUGAUGUUGCUAGUGAAUCAAAUGUUGAUCAUGCUUUAACAAUCCAAGAACCACUAACACCACCAUCAGCAGCAGCAGCACCACCACCACCACUACCACAAAAGGUAAUAAUGAAUAACUCAGGUUCUGGUGCAAACAAAAGUCAAAGUCCUUUAUGCAACAUAGUACAUCUAAUCCACAGACUAUUUAAUAGCACUGUACUACACUUGACCAAUCAUGGGAAGCUCAAUGAGACAAGAGAUCAUAACACACCCGACUCUUUAAAGCUGGCAAAGGAUACAAAAAUUGCUAAGUCACUUGCCAUUAUUGUGUCUGCUUAUGGGAUCUGUUGGGCACCAUUCAGAAUAUUGAUGACCUGCCGUACAUUUGAUAAAGCUCACGUGAUCAAACCUUUCUGGUAUGAAAUUUCCUAUUGGAUGUUGUGGUUCAAUUCAUGCAUUAACCCUGUGCUGUAUCCAUUCUGUCACAAGUGCUUUAAAAAAGCUAUUUUGAAAAUCAUUUGCUUGAAAAGACACUGA